GGGGAGCAGGAAGCGCCUCGAGCGCGGCCUCCGCCUUCCUGCCACCCCCACGGGGACAGCGCCGGGACCCCCCUGGCGUGGCCCCCGCGCCCCGGCCGUGUCCCCGCGCUGUCCCCGGCCGUGUCCCCGUGUCCCCAUGUCCCUGGCGCUCAAGGCCCGGCAGCGGGCGAGGCGCAAGGGCGGCUCCCGGGAGCGCCUCUUCGGCUGUGACCUCCGCGAGCAUCUCCAGCGCUCGGGGCAGGACGUGCCGCAGGUGCUCCGGAGCUGCACGGAGUUCGUGGAGCAGCACGGGGUGGUCGAUGGCAUCUACCGCCUGUCCGGGGUGUCCUCCAACACCCAGCGGCUGCGGCAGGAGUUCGAGGCGCAGCGCAGCCCGGACCUGUCGCGGGACGUUUACCUGCAGGACGUUCACUGCGUCAGCUCCCUGUGCAAGGCCUACUGCCGCGAGCUGCCCAACCCCCUGCUCACCUACCAGCUCUACGACAAGUUCGCCGACGCCGUGGCCAUCCAGAUGGAGGAGGCGCGGCUGGUGAAGAUCAAGGAGGUGCUCAAGGAGCUGCCGGCGCCGCACUACAGGACGCUGGAGUUCCUGAUGCGGCACCUGCUGCGCAUGGCGGCGCACAGCGGGCGCACCAACAUGCACGCGCGGAACCUGGCCAUCGUCUGGGCCCCCAACCUGCUGCGCUCGAGGGACAUCGAGGCCUCGGGGUUCAACGGCACGGCGGCGUUCAUGGAGGUGCGCGUGCAGUCCAUCGUGGUGGAGUUCAUCCUCACCCACGUCGAGCAGCUCUUCGGGGACGCGCCGCUCCGAGGUGGGGACAGCCCCCGUCGCUCGCUGCUCCUGCCGGGGCCGUCGCCCCCCCUGCACGUCCCGGCCGCGCUCAGCCAGGGUGACGGUCCCCCCCAGAUGCGGCCCUACCACACCAUCAUCGAGCUGGGCGAGCACAGGAGCAAGGGCUCCCUCAAGGCCAAGAAGUGGAGAUCCAUCUUCAACCUGGGCCGCUCCGGGCACGAGGCCAAGCGGAAGCUGGUGAAGGCGGAGGAGAAAGAGAAGUGUGGGAAGGUCACUCUGCGGCCGGCCAAGAGCAUGGACUCACUCAGCUCCGGACCGUCCGGCGCGGACGCCGCUCGGUUGCUGCCGAAGCUGUCGGUGAAGCUGCGGCCGCAGCGGCAGCACAGUUCGGACGCGGCCCCCGCGGCCCCGGAGCCGCCCCCGGAGCUGGACGAGAGUCUGGAGGAGUCCCUGGAAGCGGCGGCCGAGAGCAGCACCAAGUCGGAGCCCACCACCCCCAAAGCCCCCCGGGCGGGGCCGGGGCCCUGCGGCCGCUCCCGCGCCGAGAAGUGCGCGGGGCUCCACAUCUCGGGCCCCUUCUCGGUCACCGUCCCGUUCCACAUCACCUCCAACCUGUCCCGCCUCACCCGCGGGCUCCCGUGCCCCGCGCUGCAACGGGAACACACCCCCGGCAGCCCCCCCGAGCCCGCCCGGGACCCCCGGCCCCGCUCCGAAGAUGCGGAGCAGACCCGCCUCUCCCUGGAGCUCCGCGACUCCUUCGCCUUCCUGGACGGCCCCGAGACGUGGCUGGAGGGCGGCGGGGAACCGGAGGCGGCGGCGCGGAGCCCCGGGACCGGGGAUGGGACCCCCGGGACCGGGGAUGGGACCUUCGGGACCGGGGAUGAGACCCCCAGGACCGGGGAUGGGACCCCCGGGACCGGGGAUGAGACCCCCGGCAUCGAGGAUGGGACCCCCAGGACCGAGGAAUUGACUACCAGGAUCGAGGAAUUGAGUACCAGGAUGGAGAAUGGGACCCCCGGGAUCGAGGAUGGGACCCCCGGGAUCGAGGAUGGGACCCCCGGGAUCGAGGAUGGGACCCCCGGGAUCGAGGAUGGGACCUUCGGGAUCGGGGAAGGGUUCCCGGCCAUGGAGGAGGGGAUGGAGAGCGGGUUCAUGAACCCAGGUGAGCGCUGGGCGGAGCAGCCGGACAGUUACCUGUCCAUCGAGGAGUGCACGGAGCAGGACAUGUUCUUCCUGGCCCCCGGCGCCUCCGAGCCCGACUCCGACCCCGACGAAAUCUUCCUGAGCGCCCACGACGAGCUCAGCCCGCUGGGGACCCCCGAGGGACCCCCGGGCGAGGGGACAGCCCUGGAGAACCUGGAGAACCUGGAGAACCGAGAGAUCCCGGAGAUCUCAGUGAUCCCAGAGACCUCGGAGAUCCCCGAGAUCCCGAAAGUCCUGGAGAUCCCAGAGAUCCCGAAAGUCCUGGAGACCCCAGAGGUCCCAAAAGUCCUGGAGAUCCCAGAGAUCCCAAAAGUCCUGGAGAUCCCAGAGAUCCCAGAGACUCCUGGGAUCCCAAAAGUCCUGGAGAUCCUAGAGACCCCAGAGACCCUAAAAGCCCUGGAGAUCCCAGAGAUCCCAGAGACCUCAGAGAUCCUAAAACUCAUGGAGAUCCCAGAGAUCCCAAAAAUCCUGGAGACCCCAGAGAUCCCAAAAGUCCUGGAGACCUCAGAGACCCCAGAGAUCCCAAAAGUCCUGGAGACCUCAGAGACCCCAGAGACCCCAAAAGUCCUGGAGAUCCCAGAAAUCCCAGAAGUCCUGGAGACCCCAGAAAUCCCGAAAGUCCUGGAGACCCCAGAGAUUCUGACCCAAACACCCCCAGAAAAGGAUUUAGGGGGGUGUCCUCCAGCCCCGCCCCUGGCAGAGCCCCCCCGGGAGCCCCCCGAGACCCCGGCCCCAAGUUCUGUCACCCCCGGGACCACCCGGACCCCUGGAGCUCCCCCCAAAAACCUGCAGCUGGCCCAGGACGAGCCCCCCAAAAACCUGGAGACCCCCAGGCCCUCGGAGCUGAUCUGGGAUGAGCCCCCCAAAAUCCCGGAGCCGAUUUGGGAUGAGCCCCCCAAAAUCCCGGAGCUGAUCCCGGAUGAGCCCCCCAAAAUCCCGGAGCUGAUCCCGGAUGAGCCCCCCAAAUCCUUGCAGCCCCCAAAAUCCCUGGAGCCGAUUUGGGAUGAGCCCCCAAGACCCCUGAAGCUGAUCCAGGACGAGCCCCCCAGAGUCUCAGAGCCCCCCAAAUCCCCGGAGACCCCCAAACCCCUGGAGCCGAUCCUGGCUGAGCCCCCCAAAUCCUGGGACACCCCCAGACCCCUGGAGCUGAUCUGGGACGAAUCCCCCAAAUCCCGGGACCCCUCGGGACCCCCAAAUCCCAUCUGGGAUGGGCGCCCCAAAUCGCUCCAGCCGAUCCUGGCUGAGCCCCCCAAAUCUCGGGACCCCCCGGGACCCCCAAAUCCGAUCCGGGACGGGCGCCCCAAAUCCCUGGGGCCGCUCCCGGCCCCCCCGCGCAGCUCCCGCCGCCCCCUCCCCAUUUUGGGGGCGCGGGUGCUGCUGGCCCGGGCCGUGCCCGUGGUGCCCCCCAAACCCCACUUCGCCCACGCCCUCCCGGGACCCCCCCAAAUUCCCCCGGGACCCCCCCAGAUCCCUCUGGGACCCAUCGGGACGGAGAUGUGA
This is a messenger RNA of Taeniopygia guttata (zebra finch), 3496 nucleotides long. NCBI's taxonomy places the organism in Eukaryota, Metazoa, Chordata, Aves, Passeriformes, Estrildidae. The record is from RefSeq and is a predicted model, not a curated record.